AUGACCGAUAAUAAAAUAUUUUCUGUAACUGGAUCAAAUUUAUUUGGACAAUGGUUUUCGUGGUUUAAAAACAAAAGUAUCUUUCCCAAAUUUGAAACUGUCUGUAUUGAGAGUGAAAAUAAUUUGAAUUUUGAUAUAAAUCGAGCUAAACUUAUCGUCACAACUUGGUCAUAUAAUAUAUUUCAAGUAGAUGAAGUGUUUUAUUUCUCUGGAGCAUGGUUCGGUAAAGAGAACCAACUUAGGGAGUUGCCUAUGUUCGAGGAUUUUAUACAGAGCUAUAGAGAGUCGAAAGUUCUAGUAACUGGUAACGAUUAUAUGAUAAUUCUUAUUGAAGUUGAAAAGAGAACUGCAUGCUUUUUUAAUUUCGAAACGAAAACUUUCGAGACAGUAAACUUUACUGAGAGGCCAGUUAUAGAAAAUGCUAAGAAACCUAGAACUAGUGAUGAUAUAAUAAAGGUUGUGGCAACUAAUAAUAUAUUUAUUUAUUUAACAUCAGAGGGAAAUGUAUACACGGGUCAACUGCCAAGUUAUGUUGACACAAAACAUUGUUUUGGUAAAGUAUGUGACAUAGUAUGUGGGUAUGAACAUUACAUGCUGUUGACUGACGAGGGUAGAGUUUAUACUUGGGGGAAUGGAAGGAGACUACAACUUGGGCAUGGAGACUUAACAAAUCUGGAAUUACCAACAGAAGUUGAGGCUCUGGCCGGUAUUAAAAUUGUCAAAAUAAGCGCUGGGGGCUGGCAUUCCCUGGCAUUAAGUGACUGCGGAGAUUUAUAUCUAUGGGGAUGGAAUGACACCGGCCAAUUAGGAAUGGAAAAUAAGGGUGGCCAAGAGAAAAAGGGUCUGAAAAACUACACACUUCCAACACUAGUUGAUGUUUAUGAUGAAAAUGAUCAGCUAGUUGAUCUUUGUGUUAAAGACAUAGCAUGCGGUACAAGGCAUACGGCUUUAUUACUGGAAGAUAACACAGUCUGGACUUCGGGUUGCAAUAAAUAUGGACAAUUAGGGUUACCACCUGAGAGAUUUGAGAAGAUAGAAUGUUUCAAAAAGGUUUUCUAUGAUGAAGGAUUAUUAUCUUCAUGUUUUUCCUUUACGAUGUCGGCCAUUGGGAGAGAGUAUAUCGCGUACGCCAGGCAGCUUUCAACAAAUGGCUGUUUGAGCAAGGCAAUCGAUGUUUAUGUAUCUGCUUUUGAUAAAUGUCCUGAGUUAAAACCUAUAUUUGAAUUUGAAUUCCGCGAUACCGUCUUCAAGCAUAAUGAAGUGUUAUCUACAUCAAAUAAGAUUGAAGAAAUUUUCGCAAAUUUUGGGAAAGCUAUAAAUGUUUUUCCUAAAAAUAUAUACCUACUAAAUGAAAUUGGCAAAUACUUAUUUAAAUACGGCUACUAUGAAGAAGCUUGGACACAAUUCCAGAACGCAUUAUCUGAGGAUGCAGGCUACGUGAAUGCGGAAAAGAAUUUAAACUCUGUUAAGAAUUUGAUGGUGGAGAGAUGGCAUUUUCGUAUGUUAAAUGAUAAAAUUCGUAAUGACAGCUAUCGUGCAGCUAUCCAUGAAAAGGUUGCUCCUUAUGAGACCAGUGUCUUGGACCUUGGCACGGGAACUGGUCUGCUUGCUAUGUACGCUACUGAAUGUUGUGCCAAAGCCGUGGUAGCCUGCGACAGUUCUGAGGUUAUGACCAAUCUGAGUGAUUGUGUACUAGAGGAAAACAAUUUACUGUUGUCUGUAGAUAUUAUAAACAAAUCAUCUACUACAAUGGAUGGUGAAGAUAUAGGAGGAAGACGCUCACUUUUAGUAACCGAGUUGUUUGAUGCCGGUCUAUUCGGGGAACAUAUCCUACCCUCACUAUCUCACGCAUGGGCUCAUCUUUUAUCAGAACCAGCACAUGUAAUACCUCAAAAAGCAGACUUCUUUGUAAUGGGAGCCCAGUCUGAGUUGCUUAGUGCCAAAUACCACCUUCGUCCCAUCAUUAAAUCUUACCUCAACAUUCCCAAUCUUGCUGUUCAUGCUAUGUCUGCUGAUGACACAUAUGAUUGUGAUGAUGUUUAUCUUUAUCAAGAUAUGAAAUUUGUUACAGAACCAAAGUCAGUUGUAAAAGUUGACUUUACUGAUUGUAUUGACAUCACCAACAAGAUAUCAAGUGUUGAACCAUAUGUGGUUGAAUUGAAAGCUUUAGAGACGGGGAGAGUUGAUGGUUUUGUUGGAUGGUUCAACUUAUACUUGACAGAAAAUAUCACACUCACAACUGAUCCUAGAGUGAAAACAAGGGCUACUGCCUGGCAACAAGCCAUCUUCUUUGACAGCAUUCCAAGAAAUAUUAAGGAGAAUGAAGUGUUAACUCAUAAAUUUAAUAUGAUUUUAGGAAGGCUGUCGUUAGUCCCAAAUGAUGAUACAGAUAUCCUAAGAAUUACUCCAGAAAUGUUAAGAUUUUUGAAUGAUACUGAUUUUCAUCAAAGAAUCAAAAGUUGUAUUGCCAUGUCUUGUGUUUACCUUGGACAGAUGGCAGAUAUAUGUGAGAUCAAUGUGAUUGAUUUAUGUCCAUUCCCAGUAUUUGGCCUAAUGAUGCUAAAACGAGGAAUUAAAUCUCUGUUCUGUUAUGCUAAAACGGAAUAUGAUAAAAAUUUCACCGAAACAGUCUUAAAAGCCAAUGACAUUGAUAUGGACCGAGUGACGUUCUUGAUUGCUGAAGACUGGACACCAGAAUGCUUCAAGGAUGAGAAGAUCCAUGCAAUAUUCUGCAAUAUUUUAGACCUCGGAGGUGAUUUGGACAUCAGAUACAAAGACAUAGCAUUAUUUCUAAAGAACAAUCAUCUAAUUCAGGGUGGAUUAUUUAUGCCGUCAAGUGUCACACUUAUAGGUCAAAUUGUGUAUAGCCCCUGGCUUGAAGCGAAUAACCGGGUUGAUGACAAAAAUAUUGGCUACCAGGUCGCGAAACAUAUUAAUAAAUAUCAAGUAUCACAGAAUUUUGGUCUAGACCUAACCCUCGUAGACUACACUCCAAUAACAGACCCAGUACCACUCGGCGACGGUUUCAAGCUGAAUGCUGAUGUUAUCAAUAUACCCAUAAAGAAUGAUGGAGAUGCAAAUGCUAUCCUAUGCUGGUACAAUAUAGAAUUGAUGGAUAAUUUAGAAGAAGUUUCCACAAAACGGCUCUAUACAUAUGUUGAUAGCUUGGCAUUCCUAGCAAACCCUAGCAUUCCAAUGGUUAAAGGAAACACUGCAAAUAUACUUCUAUGUGUUGAUAACGAUGGAUCAUUCAAGUUGAUGAUAGAUACAGAAACUGCAUAA
Messenger RNA from Danaus chrysippus (African queen), 3282 nucleotides. NCBI's taxonomy places the organism in Eukaryota, Metazoa, Arthropoda, Insecta, Lepidoptera, Nymphalidae. The record is from the annotation of a GenBank genome assembly.